Messenger RNA from Cucurbita moschata (crookneck pumpkin), 2421 nucleotides. RefSeq names its product FRIGIDA-like protein 3. Lineage: Eukaryota; Viridiplantae; Streptophyta; Magnoliopsida; Cucurbitales; Cucurbitaceae. The coding region runs from base 545 to 2278 and encodes 577 amino acids. The transcript is spliced from 4 exons. The record is from RefSeq and is a predicted model, not a curated record.
CGUGAUUAAAUGUUCCUUAGCCAAAAAAUGUUAGAAGUAAUCAUUUUGAAUCCUCCGUUUUUGGGUAGAGGAUGUGUGUUGGGGCAAGCUGAUUUUUUUUCUCUAUUCCAUGGUUAGUUUGGUUGGAAAGGAAGAAGAGAAUUUGUGGGUUUGGAAUAGUUGUUGACAAGAGAUGUAAGACUCAGUGCAUUUUAAAGCUUUUGAUUCAUCAACAGCUAAGCACACCCAUGGAGGGUUGACAUACGAUUAGUGGUUACAGCCUUUGUUGAGGAGUUCUAAGGUAAUUGGUGUGCCGAAGGGCUCCCUCAAAAUGCUUCCAUUUCUCUCUACGAAAGCGGAGUUCCUAGCAUUAUUUAUUUAGUGCUUAGAAAACCAAACUCUAAGCUUCAGUUUGUUUCUCUUCUUGAAUCUAACAUCUUUCUCUUCUUGGAUGGACUUAAAGCAGCGUAAAGCUUUAAAGUUUGUCGACCUACGCAUUUGUGCCUUUUGUUUUCCUUGCGUAGUUAUAUGGUACUUUUCUAUGAGGAUUUAGUGGUUUAAACUGAUGAUCUCAAUGGAUUUUUUAAUUGGCUGCCUUAAAGUUGUCUUGGUCAUGUGCGCUUCAUUGUUGAUGUAUGAAGUCUCCUUUGCCAUGGAUGUCACACAUUCAGUUGAAACGCUAAUUGACUCUACAACCUCUAAGAUACAACAGCUUCAGAAAGCAUUUGCUGAGCUUGAAAGUCACAGAGCAUUAACACUUAACUUGAAAUGGAAAGAACUUGAAGAACAUUUCCAUGGGCUAGAGAAAUCCUUGAAGAGGCGUUUUGAUGAGUUAGAAGACCAAGAAAAGGAAUAUGCAACCAAAACAACAGAGGCCCGUCAAAUGUUAGAGAAGCGUGAAGCUUCUAUAUUUGCUAAAGAACAAGUCUCGCUGGAGAGUCUUCAAAAUAAAAGAGAUGCUGCAGCAUUUGCUGUUGCUAUUGCACGAGAUAAGCAUAGGAAGGUGGCAUCAGAAACGCCUUCUUGCCCUGAUGACUAUCAAAGUGGGGAACCAAAAGCGUUAGAUAAACCACCUGAUUCUUUGACUAGUGAAAAUACCUCAGAAGUUGUGAAAGAUACUCAUGAUGAUGGACACUUCGGGGUCAAGUCUUAUCCUCAAUUAGUACAAUUAUGUGAAGAGAUGGACUCAGCAGGGCUGCACAAAUUUAUAUCAGACAACCGAAAGAACCUUGCUGCAAUAAGGGAUGAGAUUCCAUUUGCACUAAAAGCAGCAGCAAACCCAGCCUAUAUGGUCUUGAACUCCCUGGAAAACUUCUACAGUGGAGAAAUUGCAAACUUGGAUGGAAAGAAAAACUCAGAUCUACUGGGUUCACGUCGAACCUGCAUCAUGUUGAUGGAAUGUUUAAGCAUUUUGCUGAAAACUAUGGAUGUUGAAUCUGUUUCUAAAGUGAUGUCAGCUGAAGUCAAGUUACAAGCAAAGAAAAUCGCUGGAGAAUGGAAACCAAAGCUGGAUGCUCUUGAUGUGGACGCGAGUAAUGGCAACUCAUUGGAGGCUCAUGCCUUUUUGCAGCUUCUGGAUACUUUUGACAUUGCAUCUGAUUUUAAUGAUGUAGAGUUAUCCAGGCUCGUGCCAAUGGUCUCCCGUCGCCGCCAAGCUGCUGAUUUAUGUCGAUCUUUAGGGUUAUCAGACAAGAUGCCAGGUGUCAUUGAAGUAUUGGUUAACAGUGGAAGGCAAAUUGAUGCUGUGAAUUUGGCUUUUGCAUUUGAACUGACAGUGCAGUUCCCUCCAGUGCCAUUGCUGAAGUCCUAUCUAAAGGAGGCAAAGAAAUCGUCUUCUCCAGUCAAAUCUGGAAAUGCAUCCCCCACUGCACAGAACGAUGUUAGUGACAGAGAGCUGACCGCUCUCAAGUCCGUAAUCAAAUGCAUUGAAGAGCACAAACUUGAAGAGCAGUACCCUGUAGACCCUCUUCAGAAACGGGUUAUCCAGCUCGAGAAAGCCAAGGCUGACAAGAAAAGGGUGACCGAGGCUACAAAACCUCAACCAAAGCGACCUCGUGCCAAUGGUGUAGGUUAUGUCCCCCUCGCCAAUAACAACAACGUUGCUGACAAGAACUUCUAUGGUAGAGUGACAGAUAGAUAUCCACAGUACAUAUAUGACCGACCAUACAUGUACCCGACCCCCAACGACAACCAUUGCCCCUCCGUCUUCGGUUCGGCCAUGUACAACAUGGCUCCUGCAGCUCAUGGAAACUACUUCGGAAAUGCUUAUCAGUACCAAGCUGCUGGUUAUCUUCACUGAAUCAAAUCAAACAUGGUAAGAUGUGACUGAUCCCUUCGUUAACUGUUUAGAGCAUUAACCCUGAAUGGAUGUUGCAGUGUAUGAACGAAGUUUGGUAGUAAGACUCAGAAACUUACCCAAAAACCAAAAAAGGACAAAAAAAA